CAUCUCCUGAAAGCCGACGUACUUGAAGCAACCAUACAGUCUGAGUGCGAACAGGAUAUUACAGAAGAAUUGCAAACAAAUCAGUCAUCAACGGAGCAGAAGUCAGAAGAUAAUAAUUAGUUAUUUUAAAUUCAGUUAGUUAUUAUCUGGGAUUCUAAAUUUCCAACACAAAAGAUAACAUGUCGGUUGAAGCAUUAUCUGGCAAAGUUUUUCUACUGAUAACCGGCGCGAGUCGCGGUAUCGGCCGGCAAAUCGCAAUAACAUUCGGUUCGCUUCUCGAGGAAGGCUCGCGUAUUCUUUUAUUAGCGAGGAAUAAAGAUGCGUUACAAGAAGUCGCCAAAAAUAUACCUUCCAAAGUGAAAGUUUGUACCAUCAGCACGGAUUUGAGUAAAACGACUGUCAACGAUUUUAAAGAAUUCAUAUCGGAAUCUUUGAAUGGAACUACUCCUGAUGCAUUUGAUCGAAUGGUUCUGGUACAUAAUGUAGGGUCCUUAGGCGACAUGUCUCAAACUGUUAACGAAAUAUUGGACGUGAAUAUCUGGAGAAAUCUUUUCGAUUUGAACUUUUCCAUACCUGCUUUGUUAAACGCAGUGGUCAUGAAUAAGUUUGCUAAUAAAAAUAUUAAGAAAACGGUUAUCAACAUUACAUCUUUGUAUGCUAUUCAAGCAGGCAUUGGUAGUGCUCAAUAUUCCUCAGUGAAAGCAGCACGAGAAAUGUAUUUUAAGGUUUUUGCUUUGGAAAAUCCAGAUGUUAACGUGUUGAAUUACGCUCCAGGACCGGUCGACACGGAUAUGUUUGCAAUGGUAUGUGAAAAACUCGUUGAUCCCGAAACUAGAAAGCUGUUUAAUGAGAUGCGAGAAAAGAAAACCGUAUUGACAACGGAACAGACUGUUAAUCGUCUUGUGCAGAUCUUGAAAGAACGAAAAUACAAUUCGGCCGAUCAUGUAGAUUAUUACGAUGAAUUGUGAAGUAAAAAUAAUGAUAUUCAUAGAGAGAAGAAACAAAAAAAAAAAAGAACUUAACGAAUAAAUUUCUUCUUUUACAUUAUAUGUUUACGUAAUUUUUUCUGCAUUCUUAAAGAUAUAAUAACAUAGUAACUUAAAUAAUAUAAAAAUAUUGUAAAUAUUGUAAAUUUUUCUCUCUAUAAAUAAUUUAUAUAUAUAUAUAUAUAUAAUUUUUCUUUAAUGGUUUUUUAUGAUAAUUGAUAAACUUGAUAAUCUUUCAACAACAAUUAAUAACUCUACAAAGGAUUUAUACAGUUUUAUUUAAAAAAUCCUAAAUGUUUAUAUAGACAAAAUAUUCAUAUUCUCUAUUGUAAUGAAUUCCGUCGAUCUUACACUUUCUUUUAUAAAAUACUUUAUAGAAAAACAUCAAAAAUGUAGAAAAUAUAUAUGUACAUACAUAGAAA
Molecule: messenger RNA, 1408 nt
Organism: Monomorium pharaonis (pharaoh ant)
Lineage: Eukaryota; Metazoa; Arthropoda; Insecta; Hymenoptera; Formicidae
Gene: Sptr
Product: sepiapterin reductase
Exons: 4
Coding region: 180-968 (262 amino acids)
Biological process (GO): tetrahydrobiopterin biosynthetic process; cilium organization
Molecular function (GO): sepiapterin reductase (NADP+) activity
Source: RefSeq, a predicted model, not a curated record